Molecule: messenger RNA, 2046 nt
Organism: Cottoperca gobio
Lineage: Eukaryota; Metazoa; Chordata; Actinopteri; Perciformes; Bovichtidae
Gene: sbk3
Product: SH3 domain binding kinase family, member 3
Exons: 4
Coding region: 295-1425 (376 amino acids)
Biological process (GO): protein phosphorylation
Molecular function (GO): ATP binding; protein serine/threonine kinase activity
Source: RefSeq, a predicted model, not a curated record
GAGCUCAGUGUGUGUCUCCUGGGUAGAAGCACACAACCAAUAUCUAGGUCUCCAGUUAACAUCUAUUAGUCUCCUCUAUAAAGCUGCUGUGCUACUGCAUGGACCCAGGGAGCAAAGGCAAAGCAUAUUAGCUUCAAAUCCAGUUUAAUUAUCAGUCUAGCAGAGGGCAUACACUUGAGCUCCAGCGCAGAACAGUAGGUGGUUGCAGUGGCAGCAGUUUGCCAGGAGUUUAAGUCUUUAAAUGCUGAAAAGAGCCGAGACAAAGUGAACAGAGAUCAACCAACUGAACAGAAAAUGACAGCUGCAGCAGCUCAGGAACUUGACGAGCGAUGUUUCCUGUCAGCACAGUCCAUGCCCAAUCUGAAGGUGUCUGAACAUUUUCAGGUGUUAAAGCUGUUGGGAGAGGGAUCCUAUGGAAAGGUCAUGUUAGCUGUACACAGAACGAAAGGAACCCCCAUGGCUCUCAAGUUCUUCCCUCGUCAGUCUACCUCGCUCACCUCUUUCCUGCGUGAAUACAAUCUCUCCCUUUCUUACUGCACCCAUCCUUCUCUCACACGGGCCAUUGGCAUCUUCUUUUCCACGCCGUCCUACUAUGUCUUUGCCCAGCAAGCUGGUCUAUACGGUGACCUCUACAGCGUGAUAGUGUCAGAGGUCGGGGUGGAUGAAGAGUGUGUCCAGAGGGUGAUGUCCCAGCUGAGCGGUGCAGUUACACAUCUACACUCCCUGGGCUUCGUCCAUCGCGACAUCAAACCUGAGAAUAUCUUCCUGUGUGACAGUUCCUGUCGCUGGGUCAAACUGGGCGACUUUGGCCUUUCCCGGGCCAUCGGCGCCACUGUUCGUGCCGUCUGGUACGAUUCUCCCUUCUGCACUCCUGAGGUGGAACCUGCCAAGGAGGCUCAGAAGGAGAGGGAGUGGGAUGGGACUGAGGAGGAGAUGGAGGACAUUUGGAUAACAGUGGAGCCCUGUAUUGACAGCUGGGCCCUUGGUGUGCUCGUCUAUUGCCUCUUAACUGGCUGCUUCCCCUGGGAGCAGAGCACCCAUGACGACCGCGGAUAUCGUAGAUUCAAGGAGUGGUUUGACCGUGAGGCUGAAAAGGAGGAGAACAUGAGGAACAGUGAUUGGAGGGGUGAGGAGAAAAUAGAUAGUUACACAAUCAUGAAGGAGAACCAAAGGGAAAACCCUCCUCCCUCACAGUUUGAGGGCCUCAGCCCAUUAGUGAUGACUCUUUUCAUGGAGCUUCUCAGUCCUGAGCCCAAACACAGAGGGAGCCCCGAGGAGAUCCUGAGCUACCUGGGAGGGCCGUGGCUGACGGAGACAGAGAUUGAGGAGAAGAGGAAGGCAGAUGAGGCAGAGAAGGAGGCCAGAAAAAUAAGAGAGGGAGGUGUAGAAGAAGAGCUGGUGAGGGAAGGAAAAGGGGAAAGAUAAGCGUUGUCUUUAUAAAACAAAUUCAAGACAGAUUUGUAAUGAAUGAACAUUGCUGCAAUGUAUUUUUGUGUAUGAUUAUAGAUCUAAAUAUAAUACAAACGUAUAUUCUAUAAGGUGCUAUAUUUUCAUAUUUUUUUAAAUAAAUAUCAUGAAUAAAGUUACCACUUCCAUUGUUGUGUAUAUUCCAGUGUGGGUUUAUAUGUACAUGUAUGUGUGUCUUAAUGAAAAGAGUCUAUAGAUAAUAGUGUGAUGUUUGAAACUAUCAGCUGUAUUAUAGGGACUUUAAAAAUCUGUAUCAGAAUUGUUGUAAAAUAAACUCCUUGAUUUAACUUCUCAUGAGAUACAGUUUAUGAGUUACACAUACAGUAUAUUUAGAUGGUGUACAAUUCCAAAUGUGUCUCUAAUUACUUCCUCUCCUUCUGAGUGUUCUGAGUAAACAUCGGAGCGCCCCAGGGCAGUGUGCUCGGCCCCCUCCUGUUCACGCUGUACAUCCACGACUGCAGCCCUCUACAUGAACUGUUGUGAAGUUUGCAGGUGACACCCUCCUCAUGGGCGGGAUUACAAAUGAUGAGACUUCAUAUAGAGAGGAAAUCAACAAUUUUGCAGAGCGCUGCUCCGAGA